Molecule: messenger RNA, 846 nt
Organism: Tilletiopsis washingtonensis
Lineage: Eukaryota; Fungi; Basidiomycota; Exobasidiomycetes; Entylomatales
Product: SNO glutamine amidotransferase
Exons: 3
Coding region: 1-846 (281 amino acids)
Biological process (GO): pyridoxine metabolic process; pyridoxal 5'-phosphate biosynthetic process
Cellular component (GO): cytosol; glutaminase complex
Molecular function (GO): glutaminase activity
Source: RefSeq, a predicted model, not a curated record
AUGGCUGCGCCGCUCACCGUCGGCGUGCUGGCGCUGCAGGGUGCGUUCCACGAGCACAUGCAGCACCUCACGCUGCUGCCCGCGCCCGCCGGCUACUCGCACGUCGCCGCCGUCGCCGUGCGCUCGGCCGAGGCGCUGGCGCAGUGCCACGCCCUCGUCAUCCCCGGCGGCGAGAGCACGGCCAUUGCGCUGGCGGCACAGCGCGCAUCGCUGCUUGAGCCGCUGCGUGCGUGGGUGCGCGACGGGCGCCCGACGUGGGGCACCUGCGCCGGCAUGAUCCUCCUGGCGCGAGAGGCCGCCGGCGGCAAGCGCGGCGGCCAGCACCUGCUCGGCGGCAUCGAUGUGCGCGUGGGGCGCAACGGCUUCGGCACGCAGGUGAGUCAAUUGCGGGCAGUGGAGUGCUGCGGCCCGGCGCCGUUCCCCGGCGUCUUCAUCCGCGCGCCCAUCGUCGAGUCGCUGCUGCUGCCGUCCGACAUCUCGGCCGUGCCGCCGGGCUCGGCGACGCUCACGCCCGGCGCACAGCGCAUCUCCGUGGCGCCGCCGCUCGAGGCCGAGGGCGCACCACGCGCACGCCGCCCGCCGCUCGAGGUGCUCGCCACGCUCGCCACGCUACCCGGUGCCUCGGCGCCGGCGCCGAAGUCCGAGCGUGCGCCUGCCAGCCUCGACAUCCCCAAUCGGCCACCGCACGACGCCCAGAUCGUCGCGCUGCGCCAGGGCCGCCUGCUCGCCACCAGCUUCCACCCGGAGCUCACCACCGACGGACGCCUGCACGCGUACUUCCUGCGCGUCUGUGUGCUCGGCUCCGACGCCGACGUCGGCAUGCCGCCACUAGACGCCGACGAAUAG